Rodentolepis nana is the source of this 312-nucleotide messenger RNA. Lineage: Eukaryota; Metazoa; Platyhelminthes; Cestoda; Cyclophyllidea; Hymenolepididae. The record is from the annotation of a GenBank genome assembly.
AUGUCUGGAAGAGGAAAAGGUGCUAAAGGUCUCGGAAAAGGAGGCGCUAAGCGUCAUAGAAAGGUGCUUCGUGAUAACAUCCAAGGCAUCACCAAGCCUGCUAUUCGUCGUCUAGCCCGUCGGGGUGGUGUAAAACGCAUUUCCGGUCUAAUAUAUGAGGAGACUCGUGGCGUCCUCAAGGUGUUCCUUGAGAAUGUUAUCAGAGAUGCUGUAACCUACACUGAACAUGCUAAACGAAAGACUGUAACCGCAAUGGAUGUGGUCUACGCCCUCAAACGCCAGGGCCGUACUCUCUACGGUUUCGGUGGAUAG